Messenger RNA from Impatiens glandulifera, 468 nucleotides. RefSeq lists its product as uncharacterized. The coding region runs from base 1 to 468 and encodes 155 amino acids. The transcript is spliced from 2 exons. Lineage: Eukaryota; Viridiplantae; Streptophyta; Magnoliopsida; Ericales; Balsaminaceae. The record is from RefSeq and is a predicted model, not a curated record.
AUGGAGGAUUGCAAUACGAGCAAGUAUCCAAUAGAAGCAAAGUUGCAGCUCGUAAAGGAUGUGGAAGGAAUCUUAGUGGAUUCGAAAGAGUAUAGGUGUAUCAUCGGGUGUCUUAGCUACUGCAGUAUCGUGUUAAGGACUUUGGUUGAGAAACUUGUUGAGCGAGGUGCUCGGAUGCGAGCCGAGGUCGGCAACACUUUAGUAGACAACAAGUCUACAAUAGAAUUAAUGAAGAAUGCGGUGUUUCAUGGAUGCAACAAACACAUCGACACUCGGUUCCACUUCAUUCGUGAAUGUGUUGAGAACCGACAGAUCGUUGUAGGGUUUGUAAGCACUAGAGAGCAAUGUGUAGACAUUUUCACCAAAGCACUAGCAAAAGUCAAAUUCGCGGAGAUGCGAGAGCUGCUUGGCAUGAAGAAUAUCGAACCAAAUCAAACUUAUAGGGGAGACUGUGAGUUUAAGAAUUGA